GUAAAAAAAGGAAAAUGUGAGGAUUUUGAAUUUUUUGCACGGUAGCAGAUACAGUGCGUGUGAUAGGCGGACACUGUUAGGCGCGCUCCUCCUGGAUGAGCUCAUUUCUUUCCCUCAUGGUUCUGAGAGUGUUACUGUCAUGCCCAUUCUCAGGACACGGACGCAGAGAGACGGGUAAGCAACUGCCCAGAUCCUGCAGUGAGCGAGCAGCAAGGCUGAGAUGGAACUUGGGAAAUCCCUCUCGAGUUGGGGCUCUGGACCCCUUGGGCUUUACUCAACAUCAGAGUCUCCCUGUCACUGUUUGCACAGCCAGACCGCUCCUGGCAAGCCCUGUGCUAGGGCUGGAGGUGCAGGUGUGAGAUAGAGUUACACAGAGCAAGGGGCCGCCCCCCAGCCUGGGGGCGAGAGCACCAGGAGAGAGUGCCCUCGGAAGCGGACAUCUGUAGGAUGAGUAUAGGGCAGGGUUUCUCAACUGCAGCACUCGUGGAUGUUUGCGGAACAGAUGAUUCUUUGUUGCGUGUGAUUGUAGGAUGCUUGGCAGUAUCCCUGGCCUCUACCCACUAGAUGUCAGGAGCAUCCCCUCCUCCAGCUGUGACAGCCAAGAAGUCUCUAGAUAUAACCAAACGUCCCCUACAGGGCAGCAUUGCCCCUGAUUGAGAACCACUGGAAGAGGAGAUAGGCAGGUGGAGAAUUGGAGGAAGAGAAGAAUGUUCCAGGCAAAGGGAGCAGCAUGUGCAAAGGCCCUGUGGCCAGAUAGAGCAUGGUGCUUAGCAACUUAGCAGUCCGGUAGUGUGUCUGGUGCAUAGAGCAUAUGUGGCCCAGAGAGGAGAGGCUGGGCCAGAGGCCACAGCACUUGGGCUAGGUCUUAUAAUCACACGGAGGAGUUCGGACUUAAUCUUGCGGGCAGGGGAGAGCUAUGGAAGUGCCUGGAGAAAGGGAGUGGAAGGAUCAGCUCUGACUCUCUUUGUAAGUGGAGGAAGGACAGAGAGUUGCACAGAAGGCAGGUGACUUGGCCACGAUCCCACCUGGGAGAGUGGGUGGGAGAGCUUGUGCUCAGACCCUGGGUCUCCCUCUCAGUGAGUCUGGGGGCAUCCUGGGAGGGAGGGGGCAGGAUACACACCCUGUCUUCUCUUGGCACAGCAGCAAGAUGACCUGGGAACAGCUUUCCAGACGUGGAUGGACACAAAUGGAGCACUGAAAGCAGAGGGUUACAACCAUCCGGACCGGCUGGUGCUGGACCAGGGAGGGGAGAUCUUCAAAACCUUACACUACCUCAGCAACCUCAUCCAGAGCAUUAAGACGCCCCUGGGCACCAAAGAGAACCCCGCCCGGGUCUGCCGGGACCUCAUGGAUUGUGAGCAGAAGAUGGUGGAUGGCACCUACUGGGUGGAUCCAAACCUUGGCUGCUCAUCUGACACCAUCGAAGUUUCCUGCAACUUCACCCAUGGUGGACAAACGUGUCUCAAGCCCAUCACAGCCUCCAAGGUCGAGUUUGCUGUCAGCCGGGUCCAGAUGAACUUUCUGCACCUGCUAAGCUCUGAGGUGACACAGCAUAUCACCAUCCAUUGCCUUAACAUGACCGUGUGGCAGGAGGGCACGGGGCAGACCCUGGCCAAGCGGGCUGUGCGCUUCCGGGCCUGGAACGGGCAGAUCUUUGAAGCAGGGGGUCAGUUCAGGCCGGAAGUUUCAAUGGAUGGCUGCAAGGUAACCCCUGGGGCCCCUCAUAGGCCCCUCAUGCACGGACAAGUUGAAAAGAUGUGUUUUAUUAUAAAAUAGUGUAUGACAGUUAGUGUAAUGCAUACUGGUAUGCUACAUGAGUACAUCAUAUCAUAUAGUAUAUGGUAUUAGUCUAAUAUUGCUAAAUACACAUAAUUUUUAUCUUUGUGUAAUAAUUUUAUUACAACAGUUUUAUAAAAUCCCUUUUAUUCACUAUCCUCUCUGGGAAACUUCUGAGAGAAGAUCGGCUGAUAAAAAUUCCACAGCCG
Messenger RNA from Ailuropoda melanoleuca (giant panda), 1985 nucleotides. Its product is annotated as collagen alpha-1(XXVII) chain-like. NCBI's taxonomy places the organism in Eukaryota, Metazoa, Chordata, Mammalia, Carnivora, Ursidae. Gene Ontology annotation, molecular function: extracellular matrix structural constituent. The record is from RefSeq and is a predicted model, not a curated record. The coding region runs from base 1177 to 1776 and encodes 199 amino acids. The transcript is spliced from 4 exons.